Molecule: messenger RNA, 2602 nt
Organism: Uranotaenia lowii
Lineage: Eukaryota; Metazoa; Arthropoda; Insecta; Diptera; Culicidae
Product: tubulin glycylase 3B-like
Exons: 3
Coding region: 233-2407 (724 amino acids)
Biological process (GO): cilium assembly; protein polyglycylation; cilium movement
Cellular component (GO): cilium
Molecular function (GO): metal ion binding; ATP binding; protein-glycine ligase activity, initiating
Source: RefSeq, a predicted model, not a curated record
AUCGUUGCCAUGUGUCACAGUAAAGUAAAACGAAAAAAAAAGUUUAGUGUGUAGUAAUCGUUAACUGUUUGUCCGGAGCUUUUUAUGUUCAAGACCCGAAAUCGAUAUAAAUGUAACUAGUUUCUGUAUUUCACAGCCUCGUAGUGCUUCUAAAUUACCGUUGUUGUCUAAAUCGUAACUCGUUACAUCGUAAGAAUAGUAAACCAAAUCAUAGUGAAAUAGUACUAAGCAAAUGCAUCUGAAAGUUAAAAUUGUUAAAGAUAUAUGGGACCAUGAUCCCGGUGUUGAUCUUGCUGAUGUAACGCUACAGCUAGGAAAAAUAGAAACAUCUCGAAAUGAUGUGAUCUUGCGCUCCAAAAAUGAAGAACCUCAGAAACAAAGCCCCUUAAAAACGCUAGAAUCGUUGGAGGAACCGGAACCACCCGAAGACGACUGUGGAGCGUCCGUGGAGAUGGAUUCGUCGAGUAUGAACACUUUUCCCCGGUCGAAAAAGGAUGCCGAUCGAAAGUACCGAUUCUUGAACAGCUACAGCUUCAAUUUCGAAAAACACAAAAAGGUAAAGGAGAAAAUUGCUGGAGCUAUCGAGAGGAAAAACGUCUUCCAGAUCGUUGGUCCAUAUCCUGCGCUGCGCAAAGCCCUUCGGAAACGAAAUUGGAUCGAAAAAGGUACUUACAAAAAUCCUCUUACCAAAGAUCUUUCUGUUCACAUGUUGCUCAAUAAAGCUCACGAAGGCAACGAAUACGAAGAAGCUCUGAUCACGAAAAUUCUGCGGCCGCACAAUGCCGAUUUCAUCUGGCAGAAUCGGAAUACGCGAGAAAACAAAAAGGAUGCCUCCUACACGCCUUACCGUAGCAGGAUCUACUAUGAGCGAUCCUCCGAUUUUACCAUGAAAGAAGGACUAGUCAAACUUAUCGAUUCAAUUCAGUGGUCCCAGGAGGAAGGCAUUGCCGAACUCGACUGUCCCCGAACUCAUCUGCUCAAUUCUGAAGACGCCAUCACUCGAUUCCUCGAAGACUUCCAGCUUACUACAUGUACCAGCUUUCUUUACCAUCUGAAUCGCUAUCUCGAUUCCAUGUUCAACGAAGAUGGUACCAAAUCCGUCGACAUUGUCCACACUGCCAUGUCGUUCUGUCGAUACCACAUGGCUUGCGCGCGUCACGAAGACAUCGACUAUCAGGAGUACUGCGAACCUUUGCUCACGCCGGAGGACCGAUCGACUAUUAUGGAAAUCCUACGAGGGGAAGCCAAAUUUGCCAUGCUGCCCGGGUACGAAAUACUGUCCCUAGUUGCCCAGGUGAAAAAAUUGGUCCUGGAAGCGACACGCUACUUCCAGGACAUGAAGAUCGAUGGGGUGCAGAAUGUGUGGAUCCUGAAGCCGGGAAACCGAUGUCGUGGGCUGGGCAUCAUGCUCUUCGAUGAUGACCGGAAGCUGCUGGAUUUCGUGGAUAGCAAUCCGGACCAGAAAUAUGUCGCACAAAAGUAUAUCGAGAGACCGAUGCUCAUUCACAACACCAAGUUCGACAUCCGCCAGUAUUUCCUGGUCACGUUCAUCAACAACCAGUUGAAAAUAUGGAUGUACCACAACUGCUAUCUACGGUUCAGCUCCCGGGAGUUCAAUCUGGACGAUUUCAACGAAUCUAUCCAUCUGACGAACUAUUCGAUCCAGAAGUACUAUUCCCGAUCCGAGGAAAGUCCGCUGCCGGUGUACAACAUGUGGUCCUGUGAAGAGUUCCAACGGCACCUGCAAACGCUGGGCAAGGGUUACUACUGGGAACGUAAAAUCUAUCCAGACAUGAAGAAGAGCAUCCUGGCCGUCGUUUCGGCCAGUGUCGAUGGCAUGAAAAUCGAGCGUAACAUGUUCGAGCUGUACGGGGCCGAUUUUAUGGUGACGGAGAACUUCCGAACUAUGCUGCUGGAGAUCAAUUCUAGUCCGGAUUUGUCCGCAUCGACGAAGGUUACCGAGACUAUUUGCGAGGCAGUGUUGGAAGAUUUGGUUAAAGUUAUCAUCGACAAUAGCAAUGAUCGGCGAGCCCUAACCGGUCAGUUCGAGUGUAUUUGGUCCCUGGAAAUUCCUCGAGUGGCUCCAUACGGUUUUGGAAUAUCGCUCGAAGGAAAGGCUUUGGGGCCGAAAGCGUGCUCUAAGAGCUCACUGGCAACAGGACCUCCCGCAUGUGCAAUGAAUCGUACCAGAAUAAAUACUUCGGACAGCUCUAUACUGAACGGUUCUGAUCGACCCGGUACCAAAGUCAACUGUAAAAGCCCUGUGGGUUUAGUAGUGGGACCUCCGAUGGGAGUACUUGGUCGACCUCGACCAUCCCUUAUAGGUAGCGCUAGCUCGUCGUUUUCCAGAAACGCAAGCGGAAGCAAGGGAUCGAGCGCAAGCAGCACACCGCCAAGCUCUAUGUAAAAAAGGAAGGAGCAAUGUGAUUCAUAAAUGUAUUUUGAACAUCAAGCAAGUUUCGUCGUUACCAAACUUAUGAGAAAACAUCACAUGUUAUAUAUUCAAAAAAGAGUGUUGCUUUGGAUAUCUCUGAUACAGUAGUGAUCGUUUUUUUGUACCAUCAUCUGAUAGCAAAUUCAGUUUAUCUUUGAAAAUAAAUGU